CGGUCGUACCGCGGUUCGGUGGUCUGCGGUCCGUGCAGUGGUCUUGUUGACGGUUGACCGGCGCGGUGGUCUGUGGCCUGUGCCUGGUGCAUCGCACGGCUACACAGCAGUCGGAGUGGAGUGGAGUAUACCUACGCAGCGGUUUAUAAGUUAUUGCAGAAAAACGGGAGGGGGCUAUGAAUAGCCCCCCCUCCCCCAAUGGGGGCGGGCAUACACAGCGUCCAAUUUAGGUAUACGAGGGGUAUAGGCCGAACCUCCACAUUUCGGUCCCUCAUUGAGCUGGUUUGGAAAAAAGUGCUUUCUGCUUGUAGCGAAACAAAGCUCUUGUGAUCUUGCAUCUGGUUAUAUUUUGUUGAACUCUCAAGAACACGGCUCUUGCUGCAAUCGAUUGUCGAGUAGGUAAUCAUCUGGCAACUACUGGUCUUAAUACAAAAGGACGACAGGUGCCGGUCGGCAGCCAUGUCUCUCCAGCUGCGCUGCCCGCUGUACCAGCUGGCACUGCUGGCUGCGGCCGCCGCCACGGUGGGGUGCGGCGGACCCCGCGCCCCCGCCGCCGAGCCGGGACAGCCCCUGCAGGAGACGCUGCAGCUCAUACAGCAGCGGCUGGCCUCACUGGACGACAGGGUGCAGCAGCUGACGAGGAUGGUAUCUCAGGACAAUGGCGGCGGCGGAGCGGCCGAGAGCGUGCGACAGUGCGCGCUCUCCUGCGCAGAGGGCCGCGACUGUCUGGUGGUCGACUACCGCGCGCCGGACAACUGCCGGCCCCUCGAGAAGCUCGCGACCUGCGACCGCGCCGGCGGCGCCGCCUCCGGCUACUUCGUUAGCGUGGCGCAGACGUGCGCACGCACCUGUCUUCAGCUGCUCCGUCAGAAGCCCAGCUCCCGGGACGGUCUGUACCACCUGCACGGCCUGACCGAGCCGGUGUUCUGCGACAUGAGCCGGGACGGCGGCGGCUGGACGCUGCUGCUAACGGCCAACUCCCAGGACGGCUGGAGCCUGGACACGCUGAUGGAGAGGGAGGCGGCCCGGCCGGCGCUCGACCACAACUAUUCCAUCUUGCAGCACGCCGACUCACUCAAGGCGGCCGGCAAAGGCGCGAGGUUUCAGUACAGGCUGGAGGCGCAGGCGCAGUCGGGCCGCGGCCGCUGGGGAGGGGUCUGGUCAGCUCCUCGCUCCUACAGCUUCACCCACCAGCUGACCAACCAGACGGACGUGAGGCUGGAGGACCGCUUCGACAACUGGAAGUACGACAUGAACAGCAUACAGCAACGCCUGCCGUGGGUGAACGCUGGCGGCUACGCCGGAGGUAAGCCGCUGCUGACCACCUCGGACCAGUGGCGUUCCGGCGCCUUCUGGGGCACGCUGGUGACGCGGCCCGAGCAGCGCGCCUACCGCCACAGCCCGUGGGUUUACGGCACGGCCGCCCAGCACUCGGGCACCGUCCUCUACUGGCUGCGGGAGGAGCCGGCCAGCUGAGGAACCGGCGAAUUAUCCCCCGGGAACCGUCCUCUACUGGCUCCGGGAAACAGGCCAGCAGGAGGGGUCGGCUCGGGGAAACGACCGUCGACCACUCCAGGUGGAACGGUCGGCUUGGGAGAUGGUCGACUAAGGGCAAAAGUCAACUAAGAGGGACGGUCAGGUACGGAGAACGGUCAAGCGAGAGAGUGCGGUAGCUAAUGAGCUGUACUAUGCUUGCACUGAUGCAAAGCUGCCGUCAUAAGCGGCCAGCAGCUAGCAAGUACCAACUCUGGCUCAGGUCCAGGCCGGUUUCCACCAUCGCGAGCGCCCGGCCAUUCUCAUUUCAAUUCAAUUGAAAUGUGCUUCAUGAGUGAAAAAUGGCUAUGAAUUGUUGUUCAAUGAAAAAACCUCGAAAGUAGGUUUGUAUCUCAAGGAAUAUUAUAUCCAAUGUAAAUAUAACACAUCUUAU
Molecule: messenger RNA, 1927 nt
Organism: Amphibalanus amphitrite
Lineage: Eukaryota; Metazoa; Arthropoda; Thecostraca; Balanomorpha; Balanidae
Exons: 7
Coding region: 460-1476 (338 amino acids)
Source: RefSeq, a predicted model, not a curated record